This is a messenger RNA of Sorex fumeus (smoky shrew), 1064 nucleotides long. It is a transcript of the gene GPR26, whose product is annotated as G protein-coupled receptor 26. The record is from RefSeq and is a predicted model, not a curated record. Lineage: Eukaryota; Metazoa; Chordata; Mammalia; Eulipotyphla; Soricidae. The transcript is spliced from 3 exons. Gene Ontology annotation, cellular component: membrane. Gene Ontology annotation, molecular function: G protein-coupled receptor activity. The coding region runs from base 24 to 1052 and encodes 342 amino acids. Gene Ontology annotation, biological process: adenylate cyclase-activating G protein-coupled receptor signaling pathway.
GCCCUGAGCGCCGCGCGCGCACCAUGAACUCGUGGGACGCGGGGCUGGCGGCGCUGCUGGCGGGCACCAUGGGCGUCUCGCUGCUGGCCAACGCGCUGGUGCUGCUCUGCCUGCUGCACAGCGCCGACAUCCGCCGCCAGGCGCCCGCGCUCUUCACCCUGAACCUCACGUGCGGCAACCUGCUGAGCACGGUGGUCAACAUGCCCCUGACGCUGGCCGGCGUGGUGGCGCAGCGCCAGCCCGCCGGCGACCGCCUGUGCCGCCUGGCCGCCUUCCUCGACACCUUCCUGGCCACCAACUCCAUGCUCAGCAUGGCCGCGCUCAGCCUGGACCGCUGGGUGGCCGUGGUCUUCCCGCUCAGCUACCGCGCCAAGAUGCGCCCCCGCGACGCGGCGCUCGUGGUGGCCUACACGUGGCUGCACGCGCUGGCCUUCCCCGCCGCCGCGCUCGCCCUGUCCUGGCUGGGCUUCCACCAGCUCUACGCCUCCUGCACGCUCUGCAGCCGCCGCGCCGACGAGCGCCUGCGCUUCGCCGUCUUCACGGGCGCCUUCCACGCGCUCAGCUUCCUGCUGUCCUUCGUGGUGCUCUGCUGCACCUACCUCAAGGUGCUCCAGGUGGCCCGCUUCCACUGCAAGCGCAUCGACGUCAUCACCAUGCAGACGCUGGUGCUGCUGGUGGACAUCCACCCCAGCGUGCGGGAACGCUGUCUGGAGGAGCAGCGGAGGAGGAGGCAGCGCGCCACCAAGAAGAUCAGCACCUUCAUCGGCACCUUCCUGCUGUGCUUCGCGCCCUACGUCAUCACCAGGUUGGUGGAGCUCUCCUCGGCUGUGCCCAUCGGCCCCCACUGGGGGGUCCUGUCCAAGUGCUUGGCCUACAGCAAAGCCGCCUCGGACCCCUUUGUCUACUCCCUGCUGCGCCAUCAGUACCGCAAGAGCUGCCGGGAAAUCCUGGACCGGCUCCUGGACCGGUUCCUGCACCGGCGAACGCUGCGCUCCUCGGGCUUCAGGGCGGCUGACACUCACAACCACAACAUCCUGCCAGCCCCCGAGUGAGUGUCCACACAC